This is a messenger RNA of Rhizophagus irregularis DAOM 181602=DAOM 197198, 1204 nucleotides long. Lineage: Eukaryota; Fungi; Glomeromycota; Glomeromycetes; Glomerales; Glomeraceae. The record is from RefSeq and is a predicted model, not a curated record.
AGCUUUAUGUAAAAUAUAGCUUUAUAAUAAAUAAAACAAUAAAAAAAAAUAAAAAAAUAAAAAGUAAAAAAAAAAAUUACACAUUUAAUAUUUACGAUAAAACCUAUAGUUAUAAUGAAUUCAAUCCCUCAUAAUGAUUUUUAUGAAGAAAGCAGAGAUAUGUCACUUUAUUCAUCGGAAAGUAGAGGGGAAAUCGAACCCAAUAAAGUGGUACAUGAAAGCAACCCAUUCAUUAACGAUGAAGUAGAUGCGUCACAUUAUAAAUCUAUGCCUUCAAUAGAAAAUAUAGAAGCCAAAAAGAUGGAUAAUACAUUGGUAAUCAAAUUUAUCGAAAAACUUAACCUUACGAAAAUUUUUCCACCAGAGUAUUCAGCGAAUAAAAUAAUGGUCAAAGAUUUGAAUAAAGAAGGACUACCCAGAAGGUCGAUGAACUGCUUUUUUGUCUUUAGGCAAGUCGUUUAUCUUGAAGUAUUGGAACAAGGACUCAUAGAGGAAGUAAAAGAUGGAGUAUUUUUUACACAAGUCGUUAGUGAAAUGUGGAAAAAAUUGGGGGAGGAAGAUCGUGAAAAAUACAAGAAGCUCGCCAAAGAAAUUAAAAAUCUGCAAAAUGAAUACCAUAAAGAUAAAAUCUAUUGUAAAAACAAGCCAGCUGGUUCGAUUUUCGUUAAUAUGCAUGACGGCAACUUUCGAGAUGCAGAACAUAAAGUAAGAAAGUCAAAAAAAAGUACAAUUAGAAAACAACCAAGAAAACCUAAAAUUAUCCAAAAAAAUACCACGAAUCAAGUAAAUCAACAACUUAUAUAUAAUAUCGAUAAUUUAGACUUUGAACGAAUCAUAUAUCCAAAUUAUGGAUUUUCCGAUCAGAAUAUUAAUUACCACCAUCCGUUAGAUAAUUUCUUUACGCAGGAUAUUAAUAUAUAUGAAAUUUCAACUUCCAAUGAAACAUUCAAUCUACAAGAAUCGUUUUUACCAUUUGAUUUUUGUUAGAUUGAAUCGAUAAAUAAGAUAUUCACUAAAAACUCAUUUCCAAAUUUCUUUAUUAAUACAUAAGAUUUUUAUUUAUUACAUAAUAUGGUACAUAUUUAACAGCUAUGCAAUUUAUUACAUAUGUAUUUUUUUUUCAUUUCAUUCAAUUUUUAAGCAUAUGGAUUUGUUUAUGGGUAAAUAACGUUGUAUUAAGAUAAAUAAAAUUAUAUGAAAUUGG